AUGACCACGACCACAAGAGACUCUCCCGUCUCCGUCGGGACAAGCGUGGCAAAUAGUGAUGAUAGUCAUAAAGAUAUGAGAAAUUCUCAAUUAAAAAGAACAAAAACAAAGAUAAAAAACAGAAUACCAAAAGGAAAUGGGCGCCGCGUGUAUGCAAAGUUAUCUUUACCUGGGCAUUUACUGGACCGUAAGGGUCAACCUAAUAUCAAAUAUGUUUCAAAUAAAAUAAUCACUUCGAAGUAUACAUUAUUGACUUUUCUGCCGAAAAACUUGUUCGAACAAUUUCGAAGGGCUGCCAACUUGUAUUUCUUGCUCAUGGCCAUCCUUGGCCUGAUACCUACCUUCAGUUCAAAUUCUCCGAUAUUGGCAUUACUUCCUCUAUCCACCGUCGUGUUCUUCACGGCAUGCAAAGACGCAGUGGAGGACCGAAAUCGGCAUCAAAUUGACGAGCAAUUUAACAGUGCAACUUGUUACCAUUUGCAAAAUUUUGUUAAUGUCAACUAUCCUGUUCAUCCAAAAAUCCCAUACUGGAAGAGAUAUCUUCUUAAGAUCAAAUUGUUCUUCAAUGGCCUGCGGAAAAAAAAGCAAGAUACACCAAAAAUUGUAAUUGACGAUAAAGAUGAUGAUACUAUCCCGUCUGAACCAUCAAAUGAGAUAAAUGGUCCACCUGCGUUUAAGAAAGUGAUGUGGAGAAAUAUUCGUGUGGGGGACUUUUUGUUUCUUAGAAAUGGAGAUGCCGUACCAGCCGAUGCAAUUAUCUUGUCGACCUCGGAGCCAGCGGGAACUUGCUUUGUGGAGACAAAGGAUCUGGACGGCGAAACCAAUCUCAAGCCUCGUCGAUGUGUUCAGGACACGAAGAACAUACGUUCGGCCGAAGAUUGUGCUAAUGCGUGUUUCUGGGUGGAAUCCGAGGCACCAAACUCAAAUCUAUUUAGCUAUAAUGCGACUUUGGUCAUACCCGAUUCGGAGUCGGAUGAUCAAGAACAGGUUCGCACUUCUUUCACAGAUGAAAGGGAUCUGACCGCGCAGAAUGGUUUAUCAAAUGAAUUAAAAACAAAGAAAAAUAUUCCUGUAGAUAUAAAUAAUCUAUUAUUGCGUGCGCAUGUUAUUAGAAACACAGAAUGGGUGAUAGCUAUAACCAUCUUCACAGGAGUGGAAACUAAAAUAAUGCUUAAUUCCGGAGAGACCCCAAGUAAGAGAAGCAGAAUUGAAAAGGAGAUGAACAAAGAAGUCAUCCUCAACUUUUUAGUACUCAUCGUGCUUGCUUUAAUUUGUGCUAUUGGAAGUGGAGUAGCCAUAGAAGUUGUAAAACACUAUCAUGGACAAUCGAUUGUGAAUAAUAUAGACUCUAAUCGUGAUCCCUUACCAUAUGCCUCGUUCUUAACAUUUUGGUCAGGUUUAAUUAUAUUUCAAAAUAUAAUACCAAUUUCCUUAUAUAUUUCGAUCGAAUUUGUGAAAGGCUUCCAGGCAUUUUUCAUUUUUAACGAUCUUGAUAUGUGGGAUGAAGAUUCACAAUCUCCUUGUUGGAAUCUCUCCGAUGACUUGGGGCAAAUCGAAUAUAUAUUUUCCGACAAGACUGGCACGUUGACUCGUAAUGUGAUGGAAUUUCGUCAAUGCUCUAUUGGCGGUAAAGUUUACGGUAAAAAUGGCUGGGGAGGAAAAACUGAUGCUGAGAUAGGAAAAGAAAUGAUGGAAGAAAAAAAUGUUCUCAAGAAUGAUCAUGAAAAUCAAGAUGAAAUAUUCAGGCAGUAUCUAGAGGAAAUGGCGAAGGUUUUUGGUCCAAAGUAUUCAAGCACGAAUAAGGACUUCCUGACAUUUGUAGAUCCGGAAAUAUAUCGAGAUUUGAGGGUUGACGGCAAUGGCUCUGAUGUUGGUGGUGACGAUGAUGACAAGAUCAAUGUGGAGUAUGAUGUUCAAAACAGAGCGCAUCUAAUUAAGGAAUUUUUCAUGUUACUAGCUGUCUGUCAUACGGUUGUGGUAGAUGAAACCCCGAGUAACGGAGAAAAUGCUCAGGACGCUAUGAUCAACGGCAGCGAUAGGGGUGAAGCUUCUAUAACAGAAGCUCCACCGGAUGUCACAGGCUCGGUGAAUUUAUCACCACAGACAGAAGAUGAAAAAAAUUCUGAUCCAAAUCAUUCCACCUUAAAUUUAGCCGUGAGAAAAGUUAAGAGUUCGCUCAAAGAGAUCAUUCCAUCACUCAAAGGUAUAAACUCAGUCUCCAACUUAAUUUCACUUCCGGAACGUAAGCCUGACCUUAAAGAAAUCGAUAGAACUGUUGCACAUAACAUUGUAUAUAAGGCAGAAUCUCCGGAUGAGGCAGCUUUGGUGUCUGCAGCAAAGAAUAUAGGAUUUACUUUUCUCUCACGAACUAUCAAUUCGAUGACAAUCGAUAUUUUUGGGAGUGAGUACACCUUUGAUAUUCUAAACAUUCUAGAAUUCAAUUCGACAAGAAAAAGAAUGAGUGUAAUAGUACGUCGUCCCGCGGAGUUAGGUGGCGGCAUAGUCUUAUUCUGUAAGGGAGCCGAUAAUGUGAUCAUCGAAAGACUGGCGGAUGGCCAAGAGGCACUAAUUGAAAGAACGUCGCAAGAUAUUGUGGAUUUUUCUAAUGAUGGCCUAAGAACUUUGACUUUGGCAUACCGCGUUUUAAGUGAAACUCAAUACGACGCAUGGUCCAAAAGAUAUCAAGUCGCUGCAACUUCAGUGAGUGAUCGUUCCAGCAAGAUAGGCGCGGUCUCCGAAGAGAUCGAAAAAGACCUAAUUCUUUUGGGUGCAACUGCCAUCGAAGAUAAACUUCAAGAGGGUGUUCCGGAUUGUAUUUCAUCGCUUCGAGAAGGAGGAUGUAAAGUAUGGGUUUUGACCGGUGAUAAGCUGGAAACUGCCAUAAAUAUCGGAUUUGCGGCUCAAUUGUUGACAAAGGAAAUGACUCUUCAUAUUGUGAAAGGAUCAAAAAAACAGAAUGUAAUGGACGAACUAGCCAAACUUGCAACAUCGUUAGUAAAAGAGGCCGUGAAAAGUGAAGAGCAACAUGCCCUUGUUGUGGAUGGUGCGGCGUUGGUUCAUUUGUUGGAUGAUGUAACUUGCCGUCAGCAACUGCUGGAGUUGGCGGAGGUAUUCCGCUCGGUAAUAUGUUGUCGUGUGAGUCCUUUACAAAAAGCUUUGGUUGUUGAAUUGGUGCGCCGAGGAAAAAAAUCUACCACGCUUGCUAUUGGAGAUGGUGCUAAUGAUGUAAGCAUGAUUCAAGCAGCUAACGUCGGCGUUGGUAUAUCGGGACAAGAAGGUGUUCAAGCAUCGAUGGCAGCUGAUUAUUCUAUUGCGCAAUUUCGUUUUCUAAGCAAGCUCCUGCUGGUUCAUGGACAUUGGGAUUAUAUGCGUAUAUCGGAGAUGAUCUUAAAUUUCUUUUAUAAGAAUGCCAUAUGGGUAUUUCCCGUGUUGUGGUAUCAGAUAUAUUGCAUGUUUUCAGCCAAUAUAUUUUAUGAUUAUAGUUUCGUACAGUUAUAUAACAUGCUAUUCACGGUUGGUCCUGUGAUCAUUCUAGGAACCACUGAUCAAUCCGUUAGCGCUUCAUAUUGCCUGAAAUACCCUAGAGUUUAUCGUUUGGCAUCUGCAAGCGUCGAACAAGGUUUAGAUUACGAUGCCGGUGCGACAGAGUUCUCAACUGCGGUUGCGUUUACGGCAAUUUUGAUAGCAAACUUAUUUGUCGGGUUCAACACAUAUUACUGGUCCUGGUUCGUAUGGGCCGUAGAAAUAUGUGAAAUAGUGUUUCUCUUUGCAUACGUCCUUGUCUAUGGGUAUUUUCCGGACACACUUCAUGACAUAGCCAAAACAUUAUUCGGCAGUGGGUCAUUUUGGUUUGGCUUGAUAUUCUCAAUCUUUCUGUCGGGUCUGCCACGAUACGUAAUAACAUUUGUGAAGCAGUGGUGGUUUCCUGAUGAUCUUGAUAUA
Acaulospora morrowiae is the source of this 3942-nucleotide messenger RNA. Lineage: Eukaryota; Fungi; Glomeromycota; Glomeromycetes; Diversisporales; Acaulosporaceae. The record is from the annotation of a GenBank genome assembly.